AUGGCUACUCCGGCUACAAUAUCGGAGAAUGGAAUCAAAGCUUAUCAGGAAACCCUUGACAGUCGCAUUGUUAACUAUGCAUCAUAUGCCAAAACCACGGUGCUAGCGUACGAGAUCCUCAUCAAUCUCGGACGAGAAGUGGAUCUCGUCUGGAGUGCCAAUUUUCGAUGGUCGAAUGUCUGGGAGUUGUGCUACAAGACCAGCACUCCGCAGUAUGUCCAUUUUAUAAGCAUAUCAUACUGUGAUGCUCUGUAUCAAUUCUUUUGGUACACCUCUUUCAUCCCUACCCGUGCAGCAAUAACUGCGUCGUUUGCAUUACGGGUUUAUGCCAUCAUGGACGGAAGACUUUUCUUCGUGGUGAUCCUCACUGCAUUAGGUGUGGCCAUUGUUGGACUAGAUGUUUGGCAAGGCGUUCAGUCCUCGUGUUCUCAGUCUUCUGAUAAGCUGUAA
Lentinula edodes (shiitake mushroom) is the source of this 450-nucleotide messenger RNA. RefSeq lists its product as uncharacterized. The transcript is spliced from 8 exons. The record is from RefSeq and is a predicted model, not a curated record. NCBI's taxonomy places the organism in Eukaryota, Fungi, Basidiomycota, Agaricomycetes, Agaricales, Omphalotaceae. The coding region runs from base 1 to 450 and encodes 149 amino acids.